CACCCAGCAUGCGACUGAAAGAUACUCUACUUGUUUUAGUGCUUAUAGUUUAUCUGCUCAACUUAAUGCUGCUAAACAGAUGAGCUCUGAUCUGACAACUCGUCUUUUAGUCUUGUCUAGUUACAAAGUUUUUGUCCUCCACUGAAAAGAAAAACUCCUCUCACUCCGGUUCCUUCCUUUCGGCUCCUCCUCCGGCUGACUCAUAAGGAGUAGACCAAUCGUCUGCUUUAAUCUGCAGACCCCAAUCAGUGUGAUGAGAAUCACCUGGUCUACCUGCAUAAAAAUGAAGUCAAGCCUUUAGUUUACAACGUGCGUGUUUGUUUUAUUUUAUUUUUUUAUUUUUGUCUCUUGUUUACUUUUACUUUACAAAAAAAAAAAGCGAUGCCUCCCAAAAAACAAGCAGCGGAUCCUCAGCCUAGUUCAAAACCCGUUCCUGCUGAAAAGCCCGAUGAGAAGAAAACAUCUGCACGCGCCGUGGCGGUGCGAAAACCCGCAACUCAUCCGUCCACAUUCGUCAUGGUGAAAGAGGCGCUGAAAGCCCUGGACUCACGCAAAGGGGUUUCCUCCCAGGCCAUACAGAACUACAUCAAACAGAAGUACCCCACUGUGGAUCCGGCGAGGCUGAAGCACUUGGUCCGCAGACUGUUGAAGAACGGAUUAUUGAACGGGACGCUGGUGAGGCCCGUCAACGCCACCGUCACCACGGGCGCGUUGGGGAAGUUCAGGCUUGCGCCAAAAGUUCAAGAGGUGAAGCUGAAAACUGAGAAUACUAAUCCAAAUGUGCAGAAGCCCAAAGCUGGGGCCAAGAAGACCCAGACAGAAGAUGCCAAGAAGAAGAAGCCAACAAACGAAAAGGCAAAAUCUACAAAGAACCCAAAGCCUCCGAAAACCACAAAGGAUGAGGCAGGUGCUCCUUCAAAGGUUCCUCCAGCAAAGAAGCCAAAAGCUAAAAAAGUGGAGGCGAAGGAAAGCAGUGCUGGAAGCUCUGAGCCAACCAAAAAUAAGACUGCAAAGGCCAAAGGGGCAAAAACGGAGAAGAAAACCCAAAGUAAGGCUGUGAAGUCGGGCAGUGAUGCCCCUGCAUCUAAAACUGCUGGCAAACGAGUGAAGAAGACUGUGUAAAAUAAGGAAACUUAAUUAAUUAUUUUUUUAGAUAUUUGUUUACAAUAAAUGUGUGGUUUUGGCUUUUCUAUU
This is a messenger RNA of Xiphophorus maculatus (southern platyfish), 1194 nucleotides long. RefSeq names its product protein B4-like. The record is from RefSeq and is a predicted model, not a curated record. Gene Ontology annotation, molecular function: structural constituent of chromatin; DNA binding. Lineage: Eukaryota; Metazoa; Chordata; Actinopteri; Cyprinodontiformes; Poeciliidae. Gene Ontology annotation, biological process: nucleosome assembly. The transcript has 5 exons. Gene Ontology annotation, cellular component: nucleosome. Bases 382 to 1122 code for a protein of 246 amino acids.